Molecule: messenger RNA, 1250 nt
Organism: Momordica charantia (bitter melon)
Lineage: Eukaryota; Viridiplantae; Streptophyta; Magnoliopsida; Cucurbitales; Cucurbitaceae
Source: RefSeq, a predicted model, not a curated record
GAGAGGACUCUGAAGAUGACUAGCGCCUGCUAACCGCUCGCUCUCUCUCUGCCAUAAGUUAUAACGAACACAGAAUCGGAACCUCCUUCAAAUCCGAAGAGAAUCUCAAUCUCAAUCUCAAUCUCUUCUUCUACUCUUUCUUCUAGGGCUUUGAUUUUGAUUUGUUUCGAUUCGAUUUGAUUCGAUUCAACUCCAUUGUCGUUGCCCGGUGAUGUCCAAUGGACGAGGAAGAUGACAGCACAUUGAAGAAGCGGAAGAAGAAGAGGUUUUUCGCCACCGACAGGAGGAAGAAGCUCCUCCGCCUCAAAUGCUCUGUGCAAAACUAUGACUGGGGGGUUGUCGGGAUUAAUUCGCAAGUCGCGAGGCUGUUUUCGCUCAAUUCCGGUUCCUGCAGUGCUGAUCCGGAGAAAUGUUAUGCGGAAUUCUGGAUUGGGACGCAUAAAUCGGGUCCUUCUUUCGUUGUUUUUGGACGUGAGAAUAAUGCCGCUGCUCUCGGAUCCAAAGCCCUGAGUCUCAAGGAUUGGAUCUCGGUCGAUCCGGGUGCUGUGCUGGGGGAUAAGGUUGCCAGGAAAUGGGGAGGUGAUCUUCCAUUUCUCUUCAAGGUGCUGUCGGUGGAGAAGCCUUUAUCUAUUCAGGCUCAUCCAGAUAAAGAAUUGGCGAGGGCUUUUCACGUAGCUCAACCAAGCAUCUAUAAAGAUGAUAAUCACAAGCCUGAAAUGGCUCUAGCAUUGACCGGCUUCGAGGCCCUUUGUGGUUUCAUCAGCUCUAAGGAGCUCAAGGGAGUGCUUAGUAGCGUUCCUGAGAUAGUAGAAUUGGUUCAAGAGGCAGAUGCAGAGAAGUUUUCAAAUGAUAGUGAGCAAGAUGGGAGGGAGAAAGUAAAACCACUUUUUGAAUCCAUAUUUAGUCAGAUCAUGUCAUCUAGCAAGGGCGCAGUUCGUGAGGCUGUAUCUAAACUAAAAAGGCGUCUUAGUUUGGAGAAAAAGAAGAGGCAACUGUCUGUCAAAGAACAACUGGUUCUCAGACUAGAAGCUCAAUAUCCUGCUGAUGUAGGUAUACUAGCAGCAUUUUUUCUGAACUAUGUGAAGUUAAAACCGGGCGAAGCAUUAUAUCUUGGUCCAAAUGAACCCCAUGCAUAUAUUUCUGGGGAAUGCAUUGAGUGUAUGGCAACCUCUGACAAUGUUGUUCGUGCUGGCCUUACCUCUAAAAAAAGAGACGUUCAGGCACUUCUUUCAAUGCUCAACUACAAACAG